AUGGCAUUGCGUCUUCACGUCGACGAUAAUCGACUGAACCCGAAUUUCGUAGGCAUCUUCUUUUUUUUGCUGUUUUUUUGACUUUCGCGAGAAAACAAACGAGUUUAAGAAGCUGUGCAGCAGUAUGAAAAUUGAAAUCGAAAAAGUUCCUUGGUUUUCAAAUUUCGAAAAUUAAAAAAGGGAAAAGAUCGAAAUUUAAAAAUAACAGAAUCAGGCUAAAAAGCUCGAUUUAAAAAGAUUGUGUUGAAAAUUGAAUGUGUAAACAAUUACUCAGAUUUUUUCUGAAUUGCUGGCGUUGAACGUGAAUAAAAAGAAAUAAAAUGUCUCUCUUCUUGUAGCCAGAUUAAUCAUAGCGUCUUUCAAAUUUAUUUCCUACAUGCCAUUCGCAGAUGGGUGUGUGAAACUGAGAAAUGGUCCUUUUUUCUGCAGCUCGAGCCGUCUAGAUGUAUUUCUUCCCGAAUUUCUUCUGCGUCUGCGUGGGACAGCAUACGGAUGUCCGUCGUUUCAAUUGGAAAGGUGAGAUUUUCCGUUGUGUUUGGGAAAAACUUUUCUACAAAUUUUCUAUUGAUUAAUCAAAAAGAAGUUAUUCCAAAAGCUUCACCAGACUACUCCAUGAGAGUUAAAUCUCAGAUUUGAUUAAAAAAACUCUGUGGUUAAGUACUCGGAGAAAGUACUAAAAAUAGCUGCCAGUGACGAAAGUUUGGUUCAUCGUUUAUAGACUUCUAUUUAAAAAAAUUUAGAAUCCUGAAUCUAAAGGGGAAUAGUUCAGAAUUAAUAGCCGCGCAAAGUGAACAUAUUUAAUCAAAAAUUUAAGCUAAUUUAUUUGCGCAAAAAAACUGAUGGAAAAAAAUUGAUGCUGCAAUAAUUUUUGUGUUCUACUCGUCAAUAAUGAUGGGAUUGAUUAGAAAAGAGAAAAAAAAGCUGGGCUGGAUUUUAAUACGGGUCUCUUCAUUAAUUUGAUUGGCCUUCUUCCCUUGCAUCGAGCUUCAAUAACUAUUUCUUAGCUGGACCACUUUUUCGAAAAAAAUGGUGAGAUUAAUCAGAAUGAGUCUACUCAUAUCUUAUUUUGAAAGUUUUUCAGGUGUUUCUUUUUGCUCCUUGCUCUCGACAUAAAUGUUGUCUCGGCUGUGUUUCUUUGAGAGACGCCGUACCUCUUAUUUGUGUUACAGAACUUUUUUCAUUAAGUUAAGAACCUUGUUUUUGCAAAAAAACUUGGUUUGGCUUUAGCAUUUUUGACCAUGGUUGUUUUGGAUUUUUAUCUGACAAACGGGAAAGCUUUCUACACUAAUUUCUACGAAGGACACGGCAAUCAAAUAGCAAAGUUUUACGCAAUAUUUUUACUGGCCACCGUUCCAAUUAUACGUGAGUUUGCAAGAACAUUUAAAAAAAUGAGAAAAAAAUUUUUAAAAAAAUUUUCAGUUUUAACAUUAUUUGCUUGGCACAAACGAAAAAGCACUUGUACAUUUUUCACGUCAUUUGGCAAGUUAGUAGCGUGAUCAAUGAACUAGCUGAUAUCUCUCUUUUACAGUGGACUGUUGUUGAAUUAUUUUUUUUCUAUGCUUACACGGUUUUCGGCUGGAUUAGCAGUUCGAACGAGACGGGUGAACGGCAAAUCUUACUUCCUUCAGCGACUGUUUUAAUUGUGGCACUGGUCUUUGGGGCCUUAGUUGAAACCUGGUGGUAAGAAUUUUCAAACAUACCAUUAUGGAGUGAAAUAGUCGAAUUCCUGGAUUUCUAUGGACUCGAAAACCCAAAAUAUUGAGGCUUUUCGUGUUUGUUGAUGCCAUGUUUUUCGAACAAAUUGUAUCUCAUCGAAGAUAUUCUUCGUCAGUCCACAGCAAAAGGACGUCUCAAACUUUGAAGGUUUGACAGAAAAAUAAUAACCAACUUGCUAUAAACCUUUACAGGCCGAAUCAGACUCCGAGGCUGAAAGCAGACGGAAUUCAAUGACGAUACCAAUAGUGCGGGUAUACAUUGUGGGAAUCCACUGAUCCCAAAGAAGUUUUCAGAUAGAAAGAACUUUCUCAGGCGAUUGGCAGGAUCAAUUUGAUCAAGAUGUUCAUUCGACGAGAUCGUGUCAACUUUAGGAAUAUACAUUUAAAUUUUCUGAAAAUUGAGAAACAGAAAAUUUAUCUAAACUCAAAAGAGGUCGUGAAAAUCAAAGCAUUGAAAUAAAACUUAACAUCGCUGGUAAUGAAGUUCUGAAACAAGAUGCACUGAAAACAUAAAAAAAUAUUCAAAUGUCGACAAUCUGUACAUUUUUUCAAAUUGUAGAGUAAAUGUUGGUUGAUGAGUCAGCCCCAAAAAAGCUCACAUCUGUGCCUUUUUUCCCCGUUUUCCGCCAAAUGCAGAGAGCAACAUUUCCGAAAUAUUUUGGGAAAGAAGCGAAAACGUUUCCACAGUUCUUCUACGGCAUUGCUGGUGUACGGCCAUUUUCACCUACACGGCUUUUAUUUGCUGUUUUUGAAAUGAAUUUUCCAGGCAACCCGUAGUUUGAGGUUGUCACCAUUAAAUCCUUCAAGCCUCUAACUGAAGAAAGCCUACUAAUACAGAAAGAUUUUUGUUCUUUCCGGCUGCUCUUCCGUUAUCGAAAACCUUCGCUGGCUCUGGGAUUCGCAGAAUUCUUGUAAUGUUUUGAACUUUAUGGAAUUCCGUAUCCCAGGACCGGACAAUGGUAGCAAUUUGCAUGCGAGGAAGUGAAUAGAAGCUUCUCGGUCGGUCAUCGGGAAAUCAUCGAAAGCGAGAAUAAGGCGAAAAAUAUGGAACUCUCGCUCUGCAUAAUCUGGUUUUUCUAAUCAAACGGCCUAUAACGUUGAAGAAACUCACGCCGCGCUUAAUUUAUCCUUCGGAUCUAUCGUUUCGCCAUCUUGAAACAAUGAUAGAAAAAGCGAAUCUGGAUUCGAAAAUCGGAUUCGUUUGAAGAUGGCUUGAAAAGCACUUCUUGAAAAUGCAGGAUUUUAGGACGAAAUUUCGAAAAAAAAGCCUUCUGGUUUCAUAUCUCGCAACCUCGAGCCACAGCCUUAAGUCAUUAUAAGAUUAUUUCAUUAUAAUUUAGAUCAAGUUUAUCUAUUAGCUUUUUCUGCAAUAAAUUUCUAUCAACUCUUUCAGAAUGAAAAUUUCCCGUUUUUUUUCACGUCAAGUCGUAUCCUUUAUGAAAUUAUAUCUUGUGAAAUUAUCAGACUUUCAAUCACUUUUAAAAAAACAACCUUGCGACCAUUCCGAAAAAUUAGUAUCUGAAGGAAGAUACUCCGGACCUAUCAAUCACCUUGUCGGCGUUCCCUUUUUGUAACUUUGGCGCGGCAGACGGGAAGCUUGAAUUACCCCGUCACAUUUUUUGCAUAGAAGCCGCGCUAUUUGUGGUUUUUACCGGCAAUUUGUAGCAGCAUGCAGCUGAAGAAGGAAGAGGGGAGAAGAUGUUCAGAAGAGGAAGGGAUGUGUUUAAGGCGGAGAUGGAUCAUCGGCUGAGGAGACACGAGAGGCUGGAGAGAAAGUGGGCGAAAAAUACAGGGACGUCGAGCCGGUUACGACGAAGCGCAACACACGCAACACGCAGAAAGCGAACGCCACUGCCGCGAUGAAUGCCGUCGGGAGCUCGGUCGUGCUGAAACUCGUGCUUCUCCUCGUCUUCUUUUCCACAGGUUCUUUUUUCACGUUAUUCGCCUUUUUCAUUUUAAUUGAAUCUUUCUUUUCCAAAAACGUCUGAUGCUCACUUGAAUAUUUAAUUGCUGUUAACUCGGUUCUUUGUCAAACACUGAAAUGGCUAGAAUAUUACAACAGCUUUAAACUAUGCCAGCUUCCGACGAGCUAUGAUUUUUAAGAAAAAAGACUUCGUCGUCUUUUUUUUUAUAUAGUCCUACUAGUUGCGCUUUGAGUUUGUGGCCGAACUUCUCAAAUUUUUCGUAGAAACCUUGAAGCAAAAUCUGCCGGAUAAUAUUGAGAAUUUCAACGAAUUCUCUUCUUGAAAGAACAUCUUGUUUUUUUGCAACGAUCGACACACGGGCAAGCAUCUGAGUAGAUUCUUUCUCUAUUAAAGGCAUGGGGCAGUAAAAAACAGGGUUUGAAGUGAGUAGUAUCUUAUUGAACUUUUUUCUGAAAACAAAACUGUAGUCGAAGAAAAAUUACACACCGAUAACAAAGGAAACGCAAAAGAUUGCUAUCCCAAUCGAUAUUUAUGAAAAAUAAUCACUUUUCCCAAGAGAAACAUUUUACAAUCAAAAUUUGCCAAUUUUCAUUAAUAGAAAGUUUUCAUGACGGAAAAACUUUGGUGACAGCAGAAAAAAUUGAAAUUUAAAAAAAUCGAAAAAAAAUCCAAAAAAAUGGCGUAGGGUGAUGCACAUAGAGCAACUUUACUGCAAACGCUAUUUUUGCGGGAAUUAAAACUUUUCACUCUCCGACUUUGAAAUAUUUUUUCUCCAAAACUAGAAGUUUUGUACGUUUCCAAGUUUACUGUUUGACAGGCAAGAAAGAACUUUCCAAAAUGGCCUCAACCCUAUUUCUUAUUGCCUUUAUAUCAUUAAAUAGCAUGAGGGAGUUGUUUUCCUAGGUCGGGGCAAUAGGAGUAAUUGAAGUUAGGAACUUUUCUUCUUUCAACUCUGAGAGGGACGAUUUCACUGGGAAAUCCCAAUUGUAGCGAAGUGCUCGAACGAAUAUGAAGAUUUGUUUGAAUUAAAAAAAGAGUAAUAAUAGCAUAGAUAAAGUUUGAUUUAUAAUUUCCUGUCAAUAUUCUAUCAAUCUCAUUUUUCUUCGAGAAAUUAUUAUUCAUGAGGUAUUCGCAUUUUGCGGUUUUUCUCUUCAACCAACCCGUUGUUGUGUUUUCGGUUUUGUUUUUUCUUGAAAUAUUGUUACAUUCGAAAGGAAUCCGCCAAACAAUUUUUAAUUUUUUUUUUUCCUAGGACUUAUUGAUAACAGGUUUUCCUUGCAGUGGGUUCCAAAACAACGCAGUUAAUCUACAAGCGGUUCACAAUCGACACCUGUCGGACAAAUCCUUGCUUGAACGGAGGAACCUGUACGCCCGGAAAGUUAGCUUGUCAAUGUGCACAAGGCUGGAUGGGCCGUUAUUGCCACAGUAAGUCCUAACCAAACAAGAUUUUCUGUCGGCGCUUCAAUCUGAUCGGGAACCUUUUAUGAGUAUGGAUUGCGCGUGUUUUUUUCCUAAUCUUAUCGCCUUUCUCCCUUCGGUUGGCAUGGGAAGUGCGAACACUUGCCUCGUAAGCGUUUCAAUUGGAUUGCUUCGCAGAUUACGUGAGCGGCGUUCGGAACGCGCUCAAAGCUGGAUUUCAGCGGGAAGAAGAAGUCCCGUCAGCGGAGACUUGCCAAGAUUUUUCGGUCGACCAAGCCUGUCUGUAGAGAUAAUCUGGCUAAGGACCAUGUUGCGCAACGUGUUUUGGAUAAAUGAUGGGCUUUUAAAAAUGUCGCAUUAUUAAAAAAAACCUUUAGAAUGGAGUGCAAGCUUGGAGAAAUAAAAACAAGAACAAAAAAGCUGGCCUGUUUUCACACUGUCUUUCUCUGGCGUUUUUCGAUUUAAAAUAUCGCAAGAGCUAUGAGUCAAGGAUAUAAUUUAAAAAAAUUCAGGAAAGUGUCGCAACAUUUACAAAAGUUGUGACCGCUGGGCCAUUGAAGACAAGUGCCAUACAGUACUCACUCAAACCAAUUUUUUCGACGUUAACUGCGCCGUAUCGUGUAAAAUGUGCGACGUUGAUCCAGAAUAUGGUGUGUGAUAUUUGACGAACAUCGAAAUGUUCUUUGUAUUUACAGUGGCGCCUGAGAUUCCACUGGCCCCCGCUCUGGAACCGAUGCAGUUUUUCUUAGGAACGUGGCACUCACAGGUUCUUGAAGAUCAAUUCUUCUUGAAAACAAUUUUUUUUAGGCAACGAAGGGCUUGCGAUUCCCGACCGAUCUCUACGAUAACGAAUAUGAGGAAACUAUUGACAUUGCUCCAGCCACAGUUCCGAUGUUCGGACCUCCGUCUCUGAACUACACGUGAGUCAUUACAGUGAAACUGGUACAAAUCUGCUUUCUUGCAUCCAAUUAGCUGAAUGUCAAUCACUUCAGAAGCACUUCAUGGUUCAAAGAUGACAUGAGAAUCAUUCACGGUUUCAUCACUCUCAAACCAAACUCAUUCCCUCCAGAAGUCGCAAUUUUGAGUACGAGUAAUGAAGGUUUCCAAUACGAAUGAAAGACAUUUUCCCUUUUUAUCAUUCAGGCCUGAAUAUGAUUGAACUCGGAACUUUGAAACAUCAUGUAUUGACUUUGAACGUUUCAUACAUGCAAGUUCAUCCAACUAUGGACAGCAGUGUUCUUCCGCUUGGGGUAAAUUUUUUUAAGUGGAAGAAGUUUUCCAAUUUUACAGGCAACUCGAAGGUUCCGAAGAGUAGGAUCAUUACUCGAAAUGACGGUGGCAAAAUUAUUCUCCGAUAAUAAGGUUAGACUAUUUCGCUACGGAGUAAUUUAAAAAAAAUUUUGAUUGAAGGAGUUUUCUUCGAAAAAUCCCUUCUUUUCGAAGUUUUUGAAACGUAAAAUUAAUAGCUUUCUUUCAGGUUUCGCAGUUCAAAAAGAUGUUCAAGAAAAAUAGCAGACUACUCCUUCUAAAAAAAUUUCCGUAG
Caenorhabditis auriculariae is the source of this 6602-nucleotide messenger RNA. The record is from the annotation of a GenBank genome assembly. NCBI's taxonomy places the organism in Eukaryota, Metazoa, Nematoda, Chromadorea, Rhabditida, Rhabditidae.